CAUGUACUAGGCGCGUGUUUAUAUUACACACAUGUUAUACAUUAUUAUUUAUCUUAAACAUUAGUCGAGAGAUAAGAUAUAAAUUGUGACACAUUCGUUUAUCUCCUUAUUUGAAGAAGAACACUUUUACAAUAUUAAACAAAGAUGUUGCGAAGUGUUUUAAAAUUAAAAUUUGGUUAUGACAAUUUCAAAAGUGAUAUUCAGAAACAAGCCACUAUUGCAAUUGACAGAGGGAAACAAGAUGUAUUUGUAUGUAUGCCAACUGGUUCUGGAAAGUCUCUCUGUUUUCAACUACCAGCAAUAAUGAAAGAACAAGUCACAAUAGUGUUUUCCCCACUUUUAGCCCUCAUGAAGAAUCAAAUAGAUUUUUUAGUGAACAAGAAGAUAAAUGCAUGUUCCUUGAAUUCUACUACAUCAAGUAAAGAGAGGAGUAUGAUUAUGAAAGAUCUUAUGUCAAAUGCUCCUAAAAUCAGAUUGUUAUAUGUCACUCCUGAAAUGGGAGCUCAGCCACAUUUUCAGGAAAUUAUAACUCACUUGAGAAAAGCAAAAGCACUCUCAUAUUUUGUUAUUGAUGAAGCUCAUUGUUUAAGUGAAUGGGGACAUGAUUUUCGACCAAGUUAUAGACAGCUAGGAGUGUUUAAGAAAUUGUGUCCUGAUAUACCUGUAAUUGCAUUAACUGCAACUGCUGCAAAGCAGGUAAAAGAUGAUAUUCUUCAAAAUCUGCAUAUGAAAGAUCCCUUAGUAUUUUCUCAGCCAGUGUUUCGUCCUAAUUUAUUUUAUGAUGUGUGGUUCCUAGAAACAUUGGAUAAACCAUUUGUGCAUCUAAAAAAUUUUAUUUUGGAUGCCCUUGGACCUUCAGACAGUUCUAUUCCCAUGGACAAAAGAAAUUGUGGUAUUAUUUAUUGUAGAAAGAAGGAAGCUACUGAAAUUGUUGCACACAAACUUAGUCUCUCUGGUAUUGCUACGCUUGCGUAUCACGGAAGCUUGAAAGCUCAAGAACGUAAUGAAGUACAGAAUAAGUGGACGUCUGGUGAAGUACCCGUUAUUGCGGCUACAUGCAGUUUUGGAAUGGGUGUUGAUAAGGGACCCGUCAGAUUUGUAGUUCAUUGGACGGUGCCGCAAAAUAUCGCAGCAUAUUAUCAAGAAUCAGGAAGAGCUGGCAGAGAUGGUAAUUCGGCAUUUUGCAGGGUUUAUUUUAGUAAUGAAGAGUUUGGGCCAAUUUCGUUUCUCAUUAAGGAGGAAAUCACAGGAAAGAAAACUGAGCUCGUGAAAAUUAAGUGGGCGAAUUUUGAGAAGAGCGUUGCAUAUUGUUUGGAACCAAAGUGCCGACAUGCAGUGUUUUCCAAGUAUUUUGGAGAUUCUCCACCACUGUGUAAGAAUAGAUGCGACGUGUGUAAAAAUAAGGAUGAAGUGCAAGCAAGGAUUUCACAGUUUGAAAUGUGUCAGACGAGAUCUCGAAAACCCAGAGGCAAUUUGGGUGGUGUAAUGCGAGCAAACCACGAUGACGAUGAUUGUAACAAUAUGUUUGUCGAGUCGGAAGAGCCAAGAGAGAAAAUAAUAGCGGCUGAAAAACGAGAAGCUAAAGAACUUAUUAUGCAGCAGUUUGCUCUCCGACGUGGUACAUCACAGGAGGACGAGAUAAGACGUCAGAACAUCGAAAAUGCAAAAAAAGCACACGUUCGUGCAGCCAGUAGCACAGAUAGAAAAAUAAAGGGCUUAACUGUUCAGAUGCGGGAACAUCUUUACAAUGAAUUAAAGGCGACUUUGUGCGAAAAUUACCAACAUUCAUGUUUUGAAGUUAACAAACAACUUCAGGAGAAAGAUAUGCACGAUAUGACUAGUAAUUUGGAAUAUAAAAUAUUUUCUAAUACCAAAGUACCAAACAAAUACAAAUUUGAUAUGUCCAAAUUGAUUUCGUCGGUACGAAAAUGCACCAAUAGUAAUACCGUAUAUGAAGCAAUACGUGAUUAUAACUGUACUGAGUCUCAUAAUGUAGAACUUAAUGAUUCUAACAUUGGCGAUAUAUCCAAUAUCAUUCAAGAAUCGGAUACAGCCGAAGUUGAAUCUAAUAGUAAUGGUUGCCUGUCGAAUGAAGUUAAUAAAAGUACUUUUACCUCUGCUUUCAAAACUGCAUUAGAAAUUAGAAACGAGGAAAGGUUACAAACAUCUGUAAACAAAAGUGAAACGAUUCGACCUACGAAAUCGCUGGUUAAAGAUGUUAUCGUUAAUCCAAUAAAAAACCAAAUAUCUGUUACCAAUGAUUCCAGUAAUGUACAAGAAAGUACAUAUAAAGACAAUGUACCACAGAUGCAGAUAUCGAACAGUUUCGUUUGCAUGCGAAAAAUUUAUGAAAGCAAUACAUAUUUAUCUAAACCAGGUACAAGUUCCUCGAGAUCAAAAACCCGUAAGAGUAAGAUAGAUAAGAGUACAAAAAAAGCGGGUAAGUCCGUUUACGAGCAAAUUUUAGCUUCAGCGCGAUCGCCCUUUAAGACUACAAACGAGAGUUCGAAUUUACUCGUAACAGAAUCAAAAGCUUUUGACAAUAUCGUCGAGUCUGUUAAAAAUAAAGACAAGAGUAUUGAGGGUAAAGAUAAAAAUAAAAGAUGUCGCGAAUCUAUCGAGCGUCAGGAAGACGACGUGCAAACAGUAAAGAAAAAACGAAUCAGACAUAGAGACGAUAAGAGUAAUAAUUAUACAUCCGAUAAAAAUACCACAGGUGAUAAAAUUGACGAAGAAGUCGUUAGAAACGACGUACAUACAAUUAUUAACAUUGAUGUCACAAAUCAAGAUUCUUUGGUAAUGAAAAAAGACAAAAUAAAAAUAAGGCAACACAAUGAGAGUUCAGGAACUAAUACAGAAUUAAAGAGAAACAAAGAAUCUACCCAAUCGACUCAUUCGAAACAUCACACAGGCAAAAGUAAUAGUAGAUUAAAAGUGCCGGCAGACAAGGCUAUGCAGUUUAAAACAGCGGAAAUUUUGAAGUCGUACCUGAUGAAAUAUUACCCAUCAGAGCGUCUUCCAGAUAGAGCAACGUUCUCAAAAACUUGUCGAGAAAUGCACUACAAUAUGCUGAAGAAGAAAAUAUUCGAUAAGGAAGGGAUACAUGAUUUUGUUGUCAAAUUUAUGACCCAAACCUGAAGAGUUAUUUUAUUUCAAAUUCAAUCUACUUUCUUGUCUACUUUGGUCCACCGAACAACGAGAGAAACACUCAAAGCAAUCAGUUCAAUUGUGAAUAAAUUUUCUUUUGUACUUAUACAGUUUUUAAUGUAUUUAUAAUAUUAUUGUACCUACAACUGUGUCUAUAAUUUAAUACUAUGUAUAAUAAUCGUUAUAUCAUUGUAAUUAUGGAAGAAAAAUAAAUUUGCUGUAUA
Messenger RNA from Harpegnathos saltator (Jerdon's jumping ant), 3371 nucleotides. Its product is annotated as ATP-dependent DNA helicase Q5. Bases 145 to 3138 code for a protein of 997 amino acids. Gene Ontology annotation, biological process: double-strand break repair via homologous recombination. Gene Ontology annotation, cellular component: chromosome; nucleus; cytoplasm. Gene Ontology annotation, molecular function: ATP binding; nucleic acid binding; 3'-5' DNA helicase activity. NCBI's taxonomy places the organism in Eukaryota, Metazoa, Arthropoda, Insecta, Hymenoptera, Formicidae. The record is from RefSeq and is a predicted model, not a curated record. The transcript is spliced from 14 exons.